Messenger RNA from Bombina bombina (fire-bellied toad), 1061 nucleotides. It is a transcript of the gene EMC9, whose product is annotated as ER membrane protein complex subunit 9. NCBI's taxonomy places the organism in Eukaryota, Metazoa, Chordata, Amphibia, Anura, Bombinatoridae. The record is from RefSeq and is a predicted model, not a curated record. The transcript is spliced from 7 exons. Gene Ontology annotation, cellular component: EMC complex. The coding region runs from base 295 to 912 and encodes 205 amino acids.
CUGUGAAGCAGCAUGCCAUGAUGAGAGAAGAGUACAGUGAGAGACAAGGGCGAGGGGGCAGUGUCUGUGUGUAUAGAGAGAAGGAGGGAGAGUUUAGAACCAGUUAUAAGUAAGAUAUUGAGAACAAAUUAUUACCAAGUGUGCUGGAAAAAUUGAAUUAGCUGUGGUCAACCAGGCCACAGAAAACUGUUAGUUCAGAGCAGGAGACAAUCGGCAGCAGCAAUCAUAUAGCCCUGCCAAUCACUGGCUGUGUUCAGCUCCUGAGCAGGACUUUGUCUAACACCCAAAGGGAAGAUGUGUGAGGUUGAGCUGUGUACACGCAUGUAUGUCAAGAUGUGCCUUCAUGCUACACGGUACCCGCACUGCGCAGUAAACGGUGUUCUCCUGGGCCGCAGAGGAGAUGGCUGUGUCACGUUGUGUGACUGUGUCCCAAUUGGUCACCUUUUCUUACCAUUGUCACUGAGUCUAGAAGUAGCUCUAAUGCAGAUUGACUCAUGGAGUGCUUCCCAGGGGCUUUAUAUAGCUGGUUAUUACCAAGCAAACUCUGGCCUUAGAGACACCAGCCCCAGCUGUGCAGCCCUUCGAACAGCUUCUUUAAUAUCAGAGUAUCAGGAAGAUACAGUGUUGAUAAUGAUGAAUAAUGAGCGCAUGACUCUAAAUCCUGGCCUUCCUCCUCUCAUCGUUCUGCAUCAGAACAGUAGCAAACAGUGGGUGCCCAAGGAGAAGACUCUGAUUAUGUGGGGUCAUUGGGAGGAGACCCAGCGAAUAACAAGACAGCUCCUUGAGGCUAAAGCUUAUCAGCAGUUGGUUGACUUUGAUACUCACCUUGAUGACAUAAGGGCUGACUGGACCAAUCAGGAACUGAAUGUGGAGAUUGACCGCCUAGCUGCAGUAGCCAAUGGCGAUACAUAACUUGUAGAGAGAGCUUCUGUUAUGGGGGCAAUGUUUUACUGGACUUUAUUACAGGCUUCCCUUGUUUGCUGAUGUGCACACACUUUAUCUACAAUCUAAACAAUGCACUCCAACAGUUUUUAAAUAAAUAUCUAGGCUUAUCAAGAUAA